Messenger RNA from Diceros bicornis minor, 1689 nucleotides. RefSeq names its product arginine vasopressin receptor 1B (gene AVPR1B). Gene Ontology annotation, cellular component: membrane. The transcript is spliced from 2 exons. Bases 1 to 1269 code for a protein of 422 amino acids. Gene Ontology annotation, molecular function: vasopressin receptor activity; peptide binding. NCBI's taxonomy places the organism in Eukaryota, Metazoa, Chordata, Mammalia, Perissodactyla, Rhinocerotidae. Gene Ontology annotation, biological process: positive regulation of vasoconstriction; G protein-coupled receptor signaling pathway; regulation of systemic arterial blood pressure by vasopressin. The record is from RefSeq and is a predicted model, not a curated record.
AUGGAUUCCGAGACUCCUUCAGCUGCCAACCCCACCCCUGGCGGCACCCUCUCUACCCCCAAUGCCACCACACCCUGGCUGGGCCGGGAUGAAGAGCUGGCCAAGGUGGAGAUCGGAGUCCUGGCCACUGUCCUGGUGCUGGCGACAGGGGGCAACCUGACUGUGCUGCUGAUGCUGGGGUGGCUGGGCCGCAAGCUCUCCCGCAUGCACCUGUUUGUGCUGCACCUGGCCCUCACUGACCUGGGGGUGGCACUCUUCCAGGUGCUGCCCCAGCUGCUAUGGGACAUCACCUACCGCUUCCAGGGCCCCGACCCCCUCUGCCGGGCCAUCAAGUACCUGCAGGUGCUUAGCAUGUUUGCCUCCACCUACAUGCUGCUGGCCAUGACGCUGGACCGCUACCUGGCUGUUUGUCACCCACUGCGCAGCCUCCAGCAGCCCAGCCAGUCCGCCUACCCACUCAUUGCUGCUCCUUGGCUGCUAGCCGCCAUCCUCAGCCUCCCGCAAAUCUUCAUUUUUUCUUUGCGGGAGGUAAUCCAGGGCUCAGGGGUGCUGGACUGCUGGGCAGACUUCCGCUUCCCUUGGGGGCCACGGGCCUACAUCACCUGGACCACCCUGGCCAUCUUCAUCCUGCCUGUGGCCAUGCUCACCACCUGCUACAGCCUCAUCUGCCACGAGAUCUGUAAGAACCUAAAAGUCAAGACGCAGGCCUGGAGGGUAAAAGAAGGGGGCUGCAGGACCUGGGACAGGCCUUCACCUUCUGACCCAGCUGCGGUCAUGCGGGGGCUGCCAUCCCGGGUCAGCAGCAUCAGCACCAUCUCGAGAGCCAAGAUCCGAACCGUGAAGAUGACCUUCAUCAUUGUGCUGGCCUACAUAGCCUGCUGGGCACCGUUCUUCAGCGUCCAGAUGUGGUCUGUGUGGGACGAGAAUGCCCCUGAUGAAGAUUCAACCAGUGUGGCUUUCACCAUCACCAUGCUUUUGGGCAACCUCAGCAGCUGCUGCAACCCCUGGAUCUACGUGGGCUUCAACAGCCACCUGUGGCCACGCCCGCUGCGCCGUCUAGCCUGCGGUGGGGGCCCCCAGCCCCGGAUGCGCAGGCAGCUCUCCAACGGCAGCCUCUCGAGUCGCCGCACCACGCUGCUGACCCGCUCCGGCGGCCCGCCCACCCUCAGCCUCAGCCCCAGACUCCGUGGGAGGCCUGGGCCGGAAGAGUCACUGAAGGGCUCAGAGCAGGUGGACACGGAAGCCACCACUGAGACCGGCAUCUGUUAGGGCACACUCCCUGAGGCUGGUGCAGCCCGCGGGGCUAGCGGAGGGUCUCUGCUCAUCUCAGCACUGGGUGUGAACGCUGGGAGGCUCUGGGCUGGAGUAAGGGGAGCCGGGUUUGAGGCAGGGUGAGGAGGUCAGAAUGGCUGCCCCCUACCCUUGGUGUCACAGCUGCCCUCAUUCGCUCCCAGUCUCAAAUGCUGGAAGUCAGGGAGAAUCAAACCGUCUGCUUGCCUGAUCCCACCAUGUUCACACUGUCUGGGAACACACCCAUGUGGUAGAUGUGGUGCCCCACAUCUGCGACAGGCCUAGGACGGCCCUGACGGGGGUCCACACGCAGCAGGAACUCAGAGACUGGUCUCCAUCUUGGCUAUUUGUCCCCAUCCUGACCUGACUAGCACACCGUAGCCCAACCAGGAGAGGGGA